CGAGAAAACAGGGAAUUUCACUUCUCAUUUUCUCCUAUAUAUAUUAAACUCCGUCAAAAAAUCAUCAGUCUACAAUCAAAACUAGUGCAAAACAAUCAAGAAGAAAAACUAUCCAAACCAAAAAAUGUGUUCCUUGAAAUUAUUCCUCGGAUUGGUCCUUUUGGCUUCAGUGAAUGCCCGAAACCUCUUUUUUGGGGAGAAUGGAGAACUUCUUUCAUUCAGUGAAGAAGGUCAGUGGUUUAACGUCGAUGAAGAAGAACAGGAGCCACAGGAUGCUUACUUCGAUAGGACCAGGACACGGCGGGAUGUACAGGGUAGUGUUACUUUGAAGUCUGAUGGAGGGAUGUCAACAAGAGCGCAGGUGCCAAUAGCUCAUAAUGAAAACAAUGUGCUCAGUGCUGUUGGAUCUAUGGACCUUAACAACCAGUUGCAACCGGCUGGUAAUAGUCUUGGACUUCAACUUGAUAACAUCAAGGGCCACAGUCUCUCCGUUAGCCAUGACAAAAUUCCCGGUUUCGGAAAAUCAUUGACUGCCGCUGGUAGCUACAACAUCGUCAACACACAGCCUCACGACCUCAACGCGAGAGCCUUCGUCAGUAGGAACAUGCCAGACUUCCCAGGGGCGCCCAACUUCAAUACCGUUGGCGGUGGGCUGAACUACAUGUACGAUAAAAAGAUCGGCGCUUCUCUCGGCAUGGCUCACACACCAUUCUUAGACCGUAAAGACUACUCCGCAAUGGGAAACUUCAACGUGUUUAAAAACCCCACUUCGUCCGUGGACUUCAAUGCUGGCUUCAAGAAGUUUGACACCCCAUUCAUGAAAAGUGGUUGGGAACCGAACUUCGGUCUUACUUUCAGCCGGUCUUUUGGUAACCAUUAAUUAUUAGGAUCAAGUUUUUUUUUGUUUUUUUUCUGUACGACAUUUUAUUUUCUUUACUGUUAUUCUGUAAAGGCAUUUUUUGAUUGCAUCCUAUUUUUAAGUGUAGUUUGUAAUG
This is a messenger RNA of Trichoplusia ni (cabbage looper), 995 nucleotides long. RefSeq names its product attacin-A-like. The transcript is spliced from 3 exons. Gene Ontology annotation, cellular component: extracellular region. The coding region runs from base 125 to 880 and encodes 251 amino acids. Gene Ontology annotation, biological process: defense response to bacterium. Lineage: Eukaryota; Metazoa; Arthropoda; Insecta; Lepidoptera; Noctuidae. The record is from RefSeq and is a predicted model, not a curated record.